CACCGUUCACGAUUCAGGAACGUAGCGGUGUGAAUUGAUCCCGAUCAAAUUAUCCUAAUAUUUACAUAUAUUAAGUUAUAAUACUAUUACAGAAUAGUAAAAAAUUUGAUCCAUAUGUGUUUUAAUAAGCACUGCUUUCUCAAUCCUAAUAAAUUGUUGUUUUCGUCUUUAUUUAUUGCUCAUAUUUAAUAAUAUUUACAUAGAAAGAUGUACGUUUCAUGUUUAUUUUCAUUCCUAACUUUUAGAGCUGUUUUAUGCGUUGCACUUUUGAAAAUAGUUUGUUGUUUAUAUGAAGAUCAGGCUGGAAAAUUUGACUGGAGACAGCAAUAUAUAGGCAAAGUGAAAUUCGCUUAUGUUGAUCCUGUGAGUGCAGGUACUCAUAAAUUUACUGUGAGUACCGAAAAGAAUGUAUUGGCUUGUUUAAGCACACGUACUGGCAGUAUAAUAUGGAGGCAGGUUUUAGAAAAGGGAAGUGCUGGCGAAAUCAACGCAAUGUCUGAAGAAGGAGACAUAAUUACGAUUAACGGAGGAGGUCAAUUCAUUAGAAGUUGGGACAGUAACACAGGAGUACUGCAAUGGGAAACUUCUUUUCCCCAUAUUCAGCAAAACAAUGCACAUUUGUAUUUCAAAAUUGAUUCCACCUCAAAAGAAGUUGUCAAGAUUGAAAUGAUUCCUAGUCAAUAUACUAAAGUCUCAAUUUACAGUUUCACCCGAGCUUCUAUGAAAACUUCUGAAGAUAUAAGUUCACCUUGGUAUGACCAAAGUAUUAACUGUAUUUUUGUUUCCACCAGUUAUUUCGUUUGUGUUGACAAAGAGAAAAGACUUAUUCAUUUGUUAUCCGUGAAGGACGGAGGUUCCUUUAUAUCUGUUCCAUUUACGAGUCUUGUGAUUGACAUUCGUAACAGCAUUAAUGCUGUGAAGGUAAUUGCUCUUCCUUAUCAAGAAUCAUCCGAUACACCUGUUUUUGGCCUUAAUAUAGAUGAUAACGUAAUGCUAUUGCAAAUCCAAGCUCCAGUAAUCAAAAUGAUAAAAGUAUUACCCUCUGUAACUAAAAUUACGUCAACGUUAGUUGAUAAUAAACUAAUUAUCUUUUCAUUGAAACUUAAAGAUAAAUUAUAUGAAUUUGAGGCAAUAGAUGUUGGUUCAAAAGAAGAACUUAAGAACCUAGCUGGUGUGUUUACUUUGUCUGAAGAUAGAGGAAAUUUAGAAGAUUUUUAUAUUUUUCCUUACACUAAAAAGGAUCAUGGAAUCAGCUAUAAGUCUUUGCUUCUCUUUGAAGAUCAUUCAAUGUUGAUUAUUCACCAGCAAGGAAGAAUGGUCUGGUCCCGUGAAGAAGCUCUCUCCAGUAUUAUAUCUUCAGAAAUAAUGGACUUGCCCCUUUCCGAGACCGAUGCAAAUAUUGAGCAAGAGUUCGGAGAUCCCGAUGCUGGCCUGCUGUCAAUGUUUCUCACUCGUUUGAAAUCCCAAGUAUUCUUAUUGCAGACCUUUCUCUUGAAAACUUUGAUUGGCCUAAAAGGCGACAUUGAUAAUGAUGGGAAUGCUAAGAAAGCUCUUUCUCGUGAUACAUUUGGCCUUCAUAAGAUUAUUGUAAUUCUCACGAAACCUGGGAAAAUAUUUGGUAUUGAUAAUUUUUCUGGAUUGAUUAUUUGGAGUCAUUUUGAAAGAAAUUUGCUGCCUUUUACUGUGAAAGAAAAAACUUACCUACCACUAUUUGUUCAAAGGACUACCGCACAUUUUCCAUAUCCGCCUAUUUGUACAGCAUUAGGUUUGCACUCUGUUACUGGACAAAAUCGUUUAUAUUCUUUCGAUCCAAUUACAGGUUCUACGUUAGAAUCUAAAACACUGCCUUAUAGAAUUUUGCAAGUUAUUCCCACUGGCUCACUUACAAAUUAUUUGAGAGAAAUAUUGAUUUUAGACUCGGAUUUGAAAGUUCACAUUUAUCCUGAAUCACAUGAUAUAAAGAAGCACAAAGACUCGCAUUUUAUUUUCACCGCAGAACCAAAGUCUGGAGUCUUAAUUGGUUAUUCCUUAAGUGAUAGUGAUGUACCUAAUACUCUAAAAGCUACUGAAAUAUGGAAAAACACAUUACCUCAACCAAUUGUUGAAGUGGCCACAAAAAAACUACUGGAACAUGUGCAUUCCCAAGGUCGAGUCAUGGGGGAUAGAAGUGUUCUUUACAAAUAUUUAAAUCCGAAUUUAGCAGCUGUUUUUACGGAAGGCAAUGACAUCAUCCAAAAAUCUUUUUGUAAUAUCUACCUUAUCGAUGUUGUUACUGGACUAAUUAUUUACUCAGCUUCUCAUAAGCGUUGUAAAGGUCCAAUUCAUGUUGUGCACUCAGAAAACUGGGUUGUUUAUAGUUUUUAUAACGAUAAGUCCAGGAGAAUAGAAAUAUCGUCUAUUGAACUUUACGAGGGCAUGUUUCAAAGCAAUACAACCGCAUUUUCAUCGUUUGCUCCACCACCUCUUCCUCUUGUUGAGCAUCAGACAUUUAUUUUCCCAUCAAAUAUUGAAGUAAUGGCUGAUACAGUAACGGAACGAGGGAUGACAAGUAAACAUAUUCUAAUCGCAUUACCCUCCGGCGGAAUCUUGGAAUUGCCAAAGAAUUUCCUCGAUCCACGGCGCCCUAUUAAUCCUUUACCGGAACAUAGAGAAGAAGGCCUUAUUCCAUACAUUCCUGAACUUCCUGUAGUUUCUGAAAGUAUCAUCAAUUAUAACCAGAGUGUCGUACGUGUGCAAGGAAUCGUUACUGCUCCAUCCGGAUUAGAAUCCACUUGUUUGCUUUUUGUGUAUGGUCUAGAUUUAUUCUAUACCCGAGUUACACCUUCAAAAACAUUUGAUAUCUUGAAAGAUGAUUUUGAUCAUUCUUUCAUUUGUGUUGUACUUUUGGGACUGCUAGUAAUAUCAUAUAUUAGUAAAAGGUUUGCAGCUCGACGGACUCUAAGGGCAGCAUGGAAAUGAAAAUAGGAAAAUUUAAUAUUGAAAUUUAAUUUUAAUUGAUAACUGGAUCUGGUUGUCCUUUUACUCUUGUAUCAAAGUAUUUAUAUUUAUUGCUAUAAAAUGUAUUUUAUAGGUUCUGCCAAAAAUUUGAUUGACACUCCCAUUGCAAAUAUUUAAUGCACAUAAUUCUGCUAAUAUAUUUGAAGCCAAUGAAAGUCUAUUAUCAUGUGUAGUAACUUUGAAUCUUUAAAGCUUUUAUGUCACAUAUAUAUUGAAGUAAAAUUUUCUUCUAAAAUGUCCAGGUUUUAUUUAUGCAGAAAAUCUUUAAAAGCCUAAUUAGUUUUAUCAAUUAACUACAUCUCUACUUAAUAAUAUUUUUUUAUUAUCCUAAAUAUAUCAGAGCUGUUUGUAAUCCAAAAAUUUUGGGCUGGAGAACAUAUUCUAAAUCUGAAAAAGUAUUUAAAAAAAAAAAAACUUUGAAAAUUGUUUUUUUCAAUGAUUUUUACUGUAUGCAUAUUUGAAGAGUUUUUACUACAGGAGGAGGGAGCAGGUUGAGCUUCCUCAUAGUUUCUAAAAAUUUCACUCUGUUCGAAAAUUGUUACAGAAAAUUUUACUUCAGUCCACUCUUACCUUAUCACCAAUGGAAAGGUUAGGAGAAGUGGUUGUGCAGAUUUUAAGGGUUUCAGGCGAUAAAGAAACUAACUUUAACUGAUAUCUUAAAAUUAAAGACACAAAAUAACAAUAAAAACGAAUAUUCAUGAAAUACUUCAUAGGACCAUUGAAUAGACCAAUCAUUAAAAAAAAUUAAGAUGUCUAAUUCUUUCAAUUGUUAUUUAAAAAAACUUUUAAAUCCAAAAGUAAUACUAAUUGCUCUUGGAGUAACCACCACCAUAAGGGAACAAAAACCAAAAAACAGCGCCAGUUUGAAAAUACUUGGUAUUUAUUUUCAAUAGUUAAGUCUUGUUAACUUUGAAAUGUCCAAAAUCAUCCACAUUUGGCAUUUACAUUUCCAAAUUUCUAUAUGCGAUCCUUUUGAAUAUACUGCUAAGCACUUGAUUUUGCGAGACUUUAAUUUUCGCUAGUCUAUCAUAAUCGCAAAAGUAUUAAUUUCACGAAAUAGAUAUUUUUCAACUUUCAGAAGUUCUGUUUAUAUAAAAUUCGCUAAAAUUACUGUUAGCUAAAAUAAAUGCUUUUACAGUACAUGCUAUGAUAGAAUAUUACAUUUUUAGGAGAGGGAAGGUUUGAACAAUAUAUAUAUUUUUAAAUUUCUUGUCAACUCUAACAAGAAAAAGGCAAAAGACCCGUUACAAUUAUAACGCAUAAAUUCAUUUUUACAGACCAUUUGAUCCACAUUUCAAAAUAAAAACAUGAAAUUCAUGAGAAUUUUUUUUCAGAGAGUUGGUUUUUAAUCGUUUAAAUUUGUAUGUAUAUAUUGUUAUCUUAAAUAAUAAAUUAAUUUCCCCAUGUUUAACAUAAACACAAAAGAUUUAUUUAAAAUAGUUGCUACAAAUGAUUUUUUUUUUUUUUUUUGAUAUUCUAAAGCUGAGUGUUAAUCUGAAGGUAUAAGCAAUAAAAUCAGAAAUACUUUCAUUUCCUACUCUUACAAGCAAUUUGUUCAGUGUGUAUAAUUUUAAAUUAAUUUUUAUUUGAUUUAUUUAAGUGAGAUGAAUUAAUUACUAAAAUUUACAUUUUCAGAACUAGAACUCUUUAGCAUACAAGAAAAAAUAUGUGGUUGUAAUUUUAAAAAUUAUAAUUGUUGAAGGUUAUAUGUUUAUUGAUUUGAAGUGAUAAAGUCCAGUGCAAAUAAUAUUAUAUGACCAUAAAUAAAAUGGAUUUUGCAUUGAUUGUUGAUCAUUUUGUAGAUGGUUGUGAAUUCUAUGUACAGUUAUCAAUGUAUAUAUGAUUUCAUUU
Uloborus diversus is the source of this 4848-nucleotide messenger RNA. RefSeq names its product ER membrane protein complex subunit 1-like (gene EMC1). The record is from RefSeq and is a predicted model, not a curated record. The coding region runs from base 208 to 2958 and encodes 916 amino acids. The transcript has a single exon. Gene Ontology annotation, molecular function: protein binding. Gene Ontology annotation, cellular component: EMC complex. Lineage: Eukaryota; Metazoa; Arthropoda; Arachnida; Araneae; Uloboridae. Gene Ontology annotation, biological process: protein folding in endoplasmic reticulum.